AUGCACACUGGGGACCUCUAUACUGCUUCUUCAUCCACCGCCUAUCUCGCCUCCAAUGCCUCUUGGUCUCACCUCCCCGAACAUACCCACCCACGCCCCAUCAUAGUAGAGCCUCCGUGCGAGAGCGAUGAGGACGCCCAGCGCUCCAACCCACACAGGUCCUACAGGGCACAGUCCCUCGAUGUAAACCAAAAGGCAACUGCUGCAAUUCUGUCUCAGAACAGCCCCGACGAUGCUGGUCCAUCUGCCAGGAAAACACCCUCGCCCAGGCCUGCCUCUGUCGCCGCCUCUCCAGCCGCCCUCUUUCUCUCCUCCUUCCACAGUCCAGUCGUGUCGACUCCAAAGCCAGACGACGAGGGCCAGGUCAUCUCAGGCUACACCCUGGGCGGCAUAAUAGGCUACGGCAGCUCCUCCAUAAUCAGACGGGCGACUUCGUCCUCCGGCGCUGUUGCAGCGGUCAAAAUCAUCCGCCGCUCAGAUCUCGUCAAAGCGGGCAACGCCCCACAGGCGCGAAAGCGGCUGCAGCACGAAGCCGCCGUGUGGGCUUCUCUCAGUCACGAGCACGUCCUCCCGCUCUUUUCCACAGUCCACUCCACAUACGCCGACUAUUUUUUCACUUUGUAUUGCCCUGCCGGCUCGCUCUUUGAUAUCCUCAAGCGCGAUGGGAAUCCGGCACUCCCUCAGGACGACACCGGCAUGAUGUUCAGACAGGUCGUGAGAGGCUUGCGCUAUCUGCAUGAAGUCGCACGAUACGUACAUCGCGAUCUCAAACUCGAGAAUGUCCUCGUAGAUGAAAUGGGCGUAUGCAAAAUUGGGGAUUUUGGUAUGAGCCGGCGGAUAGGCUCAUUGGAGGAAGAAGAAGGCGAAGAGCUUGAGCAGCCAGAGUCGGAUCAUCCGUUUGCUGAAAACAGCGGUCUACACCGUGCAGUCUCCCUCGCAGCACCUACAUCCAGACGACACACAGCGGUGUUCACAACCCACAGUCACCAUCUUGCUCGCCACAACACUACUCGUCAUCGAAAUUCCACUUCUACCAACGAACCGAGUCAUGCUUUUCAGCCAGGUUCGCUUCCGUAUGCUGCCCCGGAACUCCUCUUGACACAAACUUCCGAUGCUUUGCGGCCUCACCCCAGUCAAGAUAUCUGGGCUUUGGGUGUUAUGCUAUAUACAUUGUUAACUGGUUCUUUGCCGUUUUCUGACUCGUUUGAACCCAGGUUGCAAAUGAAAAUUUUGAAUGGCACAUAUCAAGUCCCUUCGGGUAUCGGCCGUGGAGCGGAAAGGAUCUUGCAAGGCUGCUUAGACCGGUCUGUGGCGAGCAGAUGGACGAUCGCUAUGGUCGAUGACGUUGCCUGGGGCGUCGGCUGGGGAUCCGAAGGCGACGAUGUGACACCCUCUGACACACCGAAAGAGAGCAUCACCCCGCACCCGCCUUCAAAAGCCCACUCGCGCUCUCGCUCGCGGCCAGGCACCAUCCCGAUCCCGGACUCGUCACACGACUGCACCUGGGAUCAUAACAGCAGCGGUGGUGGCGAGGCGUCGCCGUCUCGGCCGUCAUUGGGGACAGCAUCGCGGAGAUCGGCGUCGAGAGUGCAGCGGUCGCUGUCCCGCGCGCCUGCUCUGACUGACACCUCCUCGUCUGCACGCAGCGCGAGUCGGAGCGCGUCGCGCCGGCCGCUUGAUCCGCUGACGGCUGACGCGUAUAUGCCUGAGAUCAUCGCGCCCAGUACGUCUUCAUCGACGGCAUCGGAGCCGUACUCGGCCUUUCUCGACGACUCGGCGCUCGAUGUCGAUGUUGAUGUUGACGUUGACGUCGUAGCGUCGCCGGCGGAGUGCUCUCCGAUGCGCAGGGGCCGCAGGCAGAGCAAACACCCGUUCCUGACCUCGCGCUCGCCGAGCUCUAGCGUCGUGCCGACGACGCCGCCGGAUGGACAUCUGGUGUUAUCGCCCGACGGCCUCGAGCAGCCUGAGGAGAUGCACCUUGAUCCUGAGGCGGCGGCGGCGGCGGCGUCUGCGCCGAGAGGGCGGAUGGGGAUGCGGAUGGGGAAGAGUGUGGAUAGUAUGCAGGCGGGGCUUCAUCGGGGCGGUGUGGGGCGAGCGAGGGGGAGGAGGGAGAGCUCGUUUGGAGAGGAGGAGGAGGAGAGCGAGGAGUGGGCGGCGCAGGAUAUCAUUGAGCCUGCUCUAUCCUCGAACCGAUCAGCAGCGGCGCUAUGGCGCUCUUCGCUCCAGCGCGAUAGCGGUGCGGGUACGUCUGUGUCGGGUGAUAAAUCCACCCACGGGGAACGAUCUGGUACCGGGAGACAGCGCCCGAGCAGCUCGCCGCCUAUUGCGGCGCGGCGGCUGAAGAGCGCAGAGACGUCCGCACAUGCACAUGCGCAGAUGCAAAAGUCGGCGUUGGAGGCGUUUUUGAAGUCGUCUGCGACGCCGGUGCCUGCGAGCAUGGGUAUGGGUAUGGUUCUCCGGAGUAGGAGCAUGGAGACUGGGUCUGGGCGGCGGCAGGUGUGA
This is a messenger RNA of Psilocybe cubensis, 2502 nucleotides long. RefSeq lists its product as uncharacterized. NCBI's taxonomy places the organism in Eukaryota, Fungi, Basidiomycota, Agaricomycetes, Agaricales, Agrocybaceae. Gene Ontology annotation, molecular function: protein serine/threonine kinase activity; ATP binding; tau-protein kinase activity. The coding region runs from base 1 to 2502 and encodes 833 amino acids. The record is from RefSeq and is a predicted model, not a curated record. The transcript has 2 exons. Gene Ontology annotation, cellular component: cytoplasm. Gene Ontology annotation, biological process: intracellular signal transduction; protein phosphorylation; microtubule cytoskeleton organization.